Lasiosphaeria miniovina is the source of this 2188-nucleotide messenger RNA. RefSeq lists its product as uncharacterized. The transcript is spliced from 4 exons. Lineage: Eukaryota; Fungi; Ascomycota; Sordariomycetes; Sordariales; Lasiosphaeriaceae. The record is from RefSeq and is a predicted model, not a curated record. Bases 386 to 2089 code for a protein of 567 amino acids.
GUCGUCGAGAAGAGUGGAAGCAAAAGAAAUCAGGGGUUGGAAUGCCAGUUGGCAGCCAGCUGACAAUUUCCGCUGGCCGAGCUAUGUGACCAGCUGUCUUGUGUAUGAAGUACCGUUUACGAACACGGGCCCCAAAGCCAAGACAACGAAGCGGGCAAGGGUGGCAACUCAAGGGGGAUGAAAUGAAGGAGUCGUUGUUGUUUGUAGUUUUGCGCCUUCCAUUCUUGAAACAACGCAAAACUGUCCACUGUUUCCAUAUUACCGUCUUGGUAAAGCCCAAGACGUCCUCUCGCUGAAUGAUUUUCUUCUCGCGCUCGUUCUCGGAGGACCUAGACACGUAAGGUACCUAGUAGGUACCUUCUUAGGGGUCUAGGGCCCAGCAAUAAUGGGGUUGAUGAUGAGGAGGGCGGCUGCGAUCGCACGCCACAAAAUAAUCGGCUGCGCCGGAACGCGAUUACCACCCCCAAGAUGGGUGAGGCAGCUUGCUACAGAGUCUACUACUAGUAGUAGAAAUAGCAGUAGUGAGAAUCCCCAGCCGCGACUGGGCACAUCUCUGCAAGAAACAAGUGGUCAAGAUUCCAGGACAUCGCCGCCGCCUCCCAGAAAUGAUGGCGAUGCUGGCCCAUCCCUUGCCGCAAAGAUGGCCGAGGCGGCCGCCACCUCCUUUGCCUCUAUUGUGAUUCUUGGCGCUGGCUUUGGCAUUGCGGCAUACGUCUAUCAUCAAAGCUACAAGUACUUCGUUCUCAAGAAGAUGGCCAACGCAUUCGAGCCUGGUGAUCCCGUCCUUGAUCUCGCCGCCAUGGGGAAGAACUUCCCUGUCUCCAAAACGGCCGCCGCUGCCGCUACGCACUGGAUAGCGCGUCCGGAGCAGCAUCUCGUCGACGAAAUCAUAGCUGGCCGCGAGGUUGGGCAUUACCACUUAUUCAUCGGUGACAAGGGCGCGGGCAAGAGCAGCAUGCUUCUGGAGGCCAUGCGCAAGAUCGAUGGCGACGGCGUGGCCAUGUUUGAGGCACAUCCUGACCUGGAAAUCUUCCGAAUUCGCCUCGGAAAAGCCCUGGAUUACGAGUUCCACGAAGAUUACAUAGGCGCCUACUUCAGCGAGCGCGGGCCCAGAGACACGACUGCGCUUCUCGAUAUCGAGCGUGCUCUAAACAAGCUAGAAAAAGUGGCGCUGCGGAGAAGAUCAAAGGUUGGCAGGCCUCUUGUUCUCAUUGUCAACCAGAUGCAUCUCAUCAGAGACGACGAAGACGGCAAGGACCUCAUUGAGCUACUCCAGCAGCGAGCAGAACAAUGGGCGGCUUCUGGUCUUGUCACCAUGGUAUUUAACAGCGACGACUACUGGAUUUAUGAGAAGCUGAAGCAGCUGGCCGCCCGGCUAGAAGUCCUCACAGUCGUGGACCUGCCUAAGGCCCAGGCAACGGCAGCCUUAAAGAAUUACCGCCAGCGACACUGUGGAGAGACUCUAUCGCAAGAUGUGCUCGAGCAGAUCUACGACCGGGUCGGUGGCCGCCUAAACUUUCUAAAUCGGGUUGCCAAAAGCAGUGAUAUGCUAGCAACUUGUGAUAAGAUCCUAGAGGUUGAGAAGACAUGGUUCUUGAACCAAUGCUGGAUUCUCGGGGCUGAAAUGGAUGACGAUGUCAUGGAUCAGCAAAAAUGGGCGGCGGCUGCCGUCGUGCUCGCUACUGCCCUCGUUGACAAAGAAUCCGAGAUGGACAGCACGUACGAUCCCGAACUGGGCCACGUUCUGCCAUCCUUUGCUCUGCACAAAGCCCAGCAAAUCAUGACGCGGUCGGAUUUUGUGCGGGCCCUGGACCGUCUCAAUCUUUUCAGCAUCACUAGCGACGCCCAAGUUCGAGCCAGCUCCGUGCCAAUGCACCUUGCCUUUAAGCAAAUUGUUUCAGAGCCGGGUUUCCGUCAGCACCUACAGGCGACUAUCGACCGCAUCGCCGCAAUCGAGAGCCUCGGUCGUACAAGAGAGCUGGUUGCCAAAGACUUGACCCUUGGCGGAACGUAUGAGAUACGGAGGGCCAAAGGGGGUGUCGAUGUGGCUCUGAGAGAACAGAGAGAUGAAGCUGGGGAUGGUGUUUAAGAUCGGCACAUGGGUUGUCGUGACUUUGCCAGAUCCAAGAAAGGAAUAUAUCGACUUCCGUUCAUGGACGAACCACCGAAAACAGUAAAAUUAAAUUAA